Messenger RNA from Scheffersomyces amazonensis, 1725 nucleotides. RefSeq lists its product as uncharacterized. Lineage: Eukaryota; Fungi; Ascomycota; Pichiomycetes; Serinales; Debaryomycetaceae. The record is from RefSeq and is a predicted model, not a curated record. Gene Ontology annotation, cellular component: kinesin complex; microtubule. Gene Ontology annotation, molecular function: ATP hydrolysis activity; ATP binding; microtubule binding. Gene Ontology annotation, biological process: microtubule-based movement; cytoskeleton-dependent intracellular transport. The transcript has a single exon. Bases 68 to 1669 code for a protein of 533 amino acids.
GUUAGAAAGUAGAAAGUAGCAAUUAGUAAUUAGUAAUUAGUAAUUAAUAAUUAGAUUCAAAUCAUCAAUGAGUAUAACUAAAGGAGAUAAGGACUCAUCAGGUAAUAAUAUCCGAGUAUUGGUAAGAGUACGUCCUCUUUUACCAAGAGAAUUGAAUUCUGAAUUAAAUCAUGAUAGUUUAAUUACUAUGCCAAAGGAUACUCCGAAGAAAGUUAUACUACGAAUUCCAGAAGAUUCAACUUAUCAUUCUCAAAAGAAUAAAACACUUAAUAGAUCCAAUUCCCCCGGAGAAGAAUAUAAGACUUAUCAUUUUGAUGAAACUGUAUGGUCAUUUAAUAGAACAGAUGAGAAUUAUACUAAUAAUAAACAAUUUUAUCAAAAGACUGGACCUCAAUUAAUUGAUCAUGUAUUUCAAGGUUAUAAUGUUUGUUUAUUAGCAUAUGGACAAACUAGUUCAGGAAAGACAUAUACAAUGAUGGGAGAACCAGAAGAAUUAGGUUUAGUACCUAGAAUUGUUAGAGAUAUAAUGCGUCAAAAGGAGAUAUUAGUAUCGGAAAAGAUUAAUUGUGAAGUUAAAAUGUCAUAUAUCGAGAUAUAUAAUGAACAAGUCAAAGAUUUGUUAGGAAUGGAUAGUAAUAAGAUUAAAUUAAAAGUUAGAGAACAUCCUAUUCUGGGUCCAUAUGUUGAAAAUGUAGUUGAUUCAACUCUUAAUAAUUAUGAUGAUUUUAUAACUUAUUUAGAACGAGGAAAUUCCAAACGUUCAACAGCUGCUACUUCAAUGAAUGAUAAGAGUUCAAGAUCACAUGCCAUUAUUACUAUAACAUUGAAACAAACUAAAUUUGGAUCGACAGAUGAUACUGAAAUCGGUGAUGCAGAAGAAGAAAUGAUUUCUAAUAUAAAACUUGUAGAUCUUGCUGGAUCAGAAAGAUUAUCUAGAACCAAAGUAUUUGGUCAACAAGAUAGAAUCAAAGAAGGUUCACAAAUUAAUAAAUCAUUAACUGUAUUAGGAAGAUGUAUAAAUAUUCUUUCAUCAGAGUCUAAUCAAAAAUCUCAUACUGUUGUACCUUACCGAGAUUCUGUAUUAACUUAUAUAUUAAAAGAGAAUCUUGCUGGAAAUUCCAAAAGUUUCAUGAUAUUUUGUGUUUCUCCUAUUGAUUUUGAAGAAAGUUAUCAAACAUUAAAUUAUGCCAAUCAAGUUAAAUCUAUUAAGACUGCAGCUAGAGCCAAUAAGACAAAAUUAGCAACUGUAGCUAUAGAUUGGGAAGAACUUCAACGUAUAGAUCAAGAUGCUAUAGAGAUGUUAAAGAAAGAAGUAGAAAAUUUGACAGCACAAUUACAACAAAUGGAAUUGAAUCCAUCUAGUACAUUACAAGGAGAACUUGAUAAUUAUUCAAAUACGGUAAAUUAUUUAGAACGAGAAUUAACUAAAUUAAGAUUUGAAAAUAAAUAUCUUAAGAAUCAAUCUACUGAACAAAUGAAACAAAUUCAAGAAAUGAAUAACUUUACUACUUUUGUUGCAAAAGAGUAUGAUACUUUAUACAAAGAUUAUAAAUUAUUAGAGAGUACUCAAUUAUCAAAUGCUAUUAAACAAUUCACUAAUAAUUGUGAUAUACAAUCAGCCCAUGUAAAUGAUAUGUUAGAUAUAUACGAUCCUAAAAAUAUAUUUUAGCAUUAUCAGUUAAUAAAAAAAAUAGAAAUUGAUCACUCUAAUUUUAUUGUAGUGUA